AUGCAAGCGAUGAAUCAACCCUACGAUGGCUCCCAAGCCAUGUUGGAUGAACGCAACAAGAUCCAAGCUGCUGCUGCUGCUGCUGCUGCUCGAGGACGUCAACCAUUUCCUCCUUCUGCUCCUCCACAACCACAACCUGCACCGCCAUCCGCCACUGCCAGUAUGCCACGCAUCGAGCCCAUUGUAGCUGACAACCCACUGCACAAGAUGAAUUUGGAACGAUACCAGCAUCGUGACCAGGCUUAUCAAGAUUCCUUUAAUGCACAACAUAAACGACAUUUGCUACUUGCUCAAGAGAAGAAACGUGAAAUCGAGAUGAUGCACAAGGAUCGCCAAGUACGUGCUCAUCAGGGUCCCAUGUCAGUCUUUGGACCUGGAUACCAGCUCGGCAACGCACCCACAGGAUUGCAAUCACGUGUGCUAUAUCCCAGGCACAGAAAACGCCCACGAAGAUCACAUGAGUUUCGUUUUCGAUUGGAUCAACUUGAAGAACAAGGCGAAAAGGAUGAUAUGCUUGUGCCCAUUCGUUUGGAGAUAGAGCUCGAUGGCUACAAACUACGAGACACCUUUACAUGGAAUCUUAAUGAAACCUUGAUUACGCCAGAGCAAUUUGCUGAAGUCAUGUGUGAAGAUUUGCGACUGCCACCCAGUACAUUCGCUCCACUCAUCACAAGGGCUAUUCAGGAUCAGUUACAAGAUUACUACUUGCAUGCAGGGAGCACAGAUAUGGGAGGUGAUGGUGCUGAUGUGGAAGAAGAAGAUGAUGACAAAGACUCUCAAUCGGCCAAGAAACGGAAAAACACAGAGCUACGAAUGCUGAUGAGAUUGGAUAUUACAGUUGGCAAUCGCUCUCUUUUGGAUCAAUUCGAAUGGGAUAUUGCAUGCGAACGAAAUGAUGCUGAAGCUUUUGCGGACAAGAUGACUCGAGAAUUGGGAUUAGGCGGCGAGUUUAGAACGGCUAUUGCACAUUCAAUCCGUGAACAAGCACACAACUAUAUCAAGUCGCUUAUCCUAGUUGGCUAUGAAUUCAACGGCUCUGCUAUCCUAGACGACGAUUUACGACACAGCUUCUUACCAUCAUUAAAGACCAUCACACGUGAUCUCGAAGCCGUGGAUCGAUUUACGCCUGCAAUCAUGGAGCUGACAGAUGCUGAAAUUGACAAGAUUGAACGUGAUCGAAUGCGUGAAGCACGGCGUAAGAGAAGACAAGCACGAGGAAGGAGGGGCAUUGUAUUGCCUGAUCGAGAACCCCAAAAGACAUGUCGCACUGGUGUUGCUUUUUCAAUUGACCAUGAUAUGGAUAACGAUACAAAUGCAAGAGGCAGCACACCAGAUUCCAGUAUGCAUUCCCAAAGAAAGAGCGCUCUUAGGGCAAGGAUGAAUAUUGCAGCCGAAGCAGCAAGUAACCACCACAGCCCUCCCGUCAUGGCAAUGGCACCUCAGCAAGGAACAAUCUCAUUGAGUGCUGGCCAUCGUUUCCCCAUCAUGCCUGGCCAACAGGAGUACCGCUAA
This is a messenger RNA of Lichtheimia ornata, 1512 nucleotides long. RefSeq lists its product as uncharacterized. The record is from RefSeq and is a predicted model, not a curated record. NCBI's taxonomy places the organism in Eukaryota, Fungi, Mucoromycota, Mucoromycetes, Mucorales, Lichtheimiaceae. Gene Ontology annotation, cellular component: nuclear chromosome; nucleus. Gene Ontology annotation, biological process: regulation of transcription by RNA polymerase II; chromatin remodeling. Gene Ontology annotation, molecular function: transcription coregulator activity. The transcript is spliced from 6 exons. The coding region runs from base 1 to 1512 and encodes 503 amino acids.